Molecule: messenger RNA, 3108 nt
Organism: Thamnophis elegans (Western terrestrial garter snake)
Lineage: Eukaryota; Metazoa; Chordata; Lepidosauria; Squamata; Natricidae
Gene: MED17
Product: mediator complex subunit 17
Exons: 12
Coding region: 75-2018 (647 amino acids)
Biological process (GO): regulation of transcription by RNA polymerase II
Cellular component (GO): mediator complex; core mediator complex
Molecular function (GO): transcription coregulator activity
Source: RefSeq, a predicted model, not a curated record
CGCAUGCUCCUUCCGAGCAGGAGGAGGUGGCGGCGGCGGCGCGGCGGCUCCGGAGCCGCCGAGGAAGGCGGAAGAUGUCGGGUCUCCAGGCGGUGCGGAUCAGCAUCGAGUCGGCCUGCGAGAAACAUGUGCAGGAGGUCGGCCUCGAUGGCAGCGAGACUUACCUGCAGCCGCUUUCCAUGUCGCAGAACCUGGCCCGCCUGGCGCAGCGCAUCGACUUCAGCCAAGGCAGCUCCGGUUCCGAAGAGGACGAGCCCGCCCCGGCCGGAGAGAGCCGCGAAUGGCCCGGGAGGGACGAGGAAGAGGAGGAGGAAGGCUUGAUAAAAUUCCAGCCUUCUCUCUGGCCUUGGGAUUCAGUGAGGAAUAACUUAAGGAGUGCUUUGACAGAGAUGUGUGUCCUUUAUGAUGUGCUCAGCAUAGUCAAAGAUAAAAAGUUUAUGACUCUAGACCCAGUUGUACAAGAACCACUUACUCAAAAGCAGAAUCCUCAGGUGUUGCAGCUGAUGUCCAAGAAAAAAUCCUUAGCUGGAGCAGCCCAGAUUCUCCUGAAAGGAGCAGAAAGGUUAUCCAAAUCAGUUGCGGAAAACCAAGAAAACAAGCGGCAAAGAGAUUUCAACUCCGAACUACUCAGGCUGAGACAGCACUGGAAACUGAGAAAAGUGGGAGAUAAAAUCCUUGGAGAUUUGAGCUACAAGAGUGCAGGGUCUCUAUUUCCACAUCACGGUACCUUUGAGGUCAUAAAAAAUACUGACAUUGAUCUGGAUAAAAAGAUUCCUGAUGAUUACUGCCCUCUGGCUGUUCAGAUUCCAAGUGAUUUGGAAGGCUCUGCCUAUAUUAAGGUAUCUAUUCAGAAACAAGCACCAGAUAUAGGAGACCUUGGAAUAGUCAAUCUGUUUAAAAAACCUAUCUUGAAAUCUAAGCCAGGGGCUCUGCAUUGGCAAACCAAGCUGGAGACCGCCCAGAACGUUCUAUUAUGUAAAGAAAUAUUUGCUCAGCUUUCUCGGGAAGCUGUGCAAAUCAAGUCACAAGUUCCUCAUGUCGUUGUGAAGAACCAAAUCAUUUCCCAGCCCUUCCCAGGAUUGCAGCUCUGCAUUUCGUUGUGCCACUCCUCAGAAGACAAGAAAUCCCAAAAAUCUACUUCUGAGAAACAAGGCCCAGAAGAUCAUCUUUAUGUUCUAGAGCACAAUCUUCACCAACUGAUCAGAGAGUUCCACAAGCAGACCCUGAGCAGCAACGUGAUGCCUCAUCCGGCUAGCGCUCCUUUCGGCCACAAAAGAAUGAGGCUGGCAGGACCUCAGGCGCUGGAUAAAAACGAAAUCGGCUCCUUGCAACCCAGCGAGGGGCUGCUGGAGAAGAUCGUAAAGCAAGCAAAGCACAUCUUUCUGAGACGCGCGACUGCUCGGAUGAUCGACAGUCUUGCCAGCCGAAUCGAGGAUCCCCAGAUUCAAGCCCAUUGGUCCAACAUCAAUGACGUGUACGAGUCAAGUGUCAAGGUUCUCAUUACCUCCCAAGGCUACGAGCAGAUAUGCAAGUCUAUUCAAUUGCAGUUGAAUAUUGGCAUUGAACAGACCAGGGUAGUACACAGAGAUGGAAGAGUGAUCACACUGUCCCAUCAAGAGCAAGAAUUGCAAGAUUUUCUUCUUUCUCAGAUGUCACAACAUCAGAUUCUCGCGGUUCAACAGCUGGCAAAAGUUAUGGGCUGGCAUGUGCUCAGUUUCAGUAACCAUGUGGGGCUGGGCCCAGUAGAAAGCAUUGGCAACGCAUCUGCCAUAACAGUAGCAUCACCUAAUGGAGACUACGCUGUUUCAGUACGGAACGGUCCAGAAAGUGGCAGUAAAAUCAUGGUGCAAUUCCCACGGUGCCAGUGCAAAGAUCUUCCUAAAAGUGACGUGUUGCAAGACAGCAAAUGGAAUUACCUGCGUGGCCCCUUCAAGGAAGUCCAGUGGAACAAAAUGGAAGGACGUAACUUUGUAUACAAAAUGGAGCUUCUCAUGGCCGCACUGACUCCUUGUUCCUAGGUCAGGGGUUGGCAACCUUAAACAGAGUCACAAAGAUCCCAACCGGAAGCCCCCUUUCAAUUCUGGAGCUGACCGGAAAUCCAGUUCCCCCCACCAUAGAGUCUCCUCCUAGCGCGGUUUUCCUCUUCCUGUCCUAACCGAAACCCCUAUAAAUUGGGGGUCCAGCCAGCAACAGGGAGCUGCAGCAGAGCGAUGAAAGAGCCACAUGUGGCUCCAGAGCUGCAGGUUGCUGAUCCCUGUCCUAGGUUAGGGAACAACAAUCCAAGGAGGUGAUUUUUGAGACCAGCAUGUAAGCAAAGUCAGUGAGAACAGCACAUACAUUCCUGGAAGCCAUCUGUUUUGAUAACUCCAUGGAUUUCUCUUCAGUGAUAUUUCAUUGCAUCUUUUAUCGCCUGUGCUCUACAUAGUCUGACCAGCAAGUUCAGAAUAUUCACUUCAACUGUGACAGUUUUUGAAAUAAUUAGUCACGUUACCAAAGUUCAAAUUUCAUUAAAUACUUUAUUGGAAACUUUGUACAAAGGAGAGCAGGUUUACAUUUAUGUUUUGCCUUUAAAUGCUAUUUAAAUUAUUUGGUUAUACAUCUUUUGAACAAAUGGAUUAAUGACCUAUUCACAAGUGGAAUCCAGAAUUCUAUUUCGGUCAAAAUAGUAUUUUGCUAUAGCGAUUCUUGGUUUCGCUCACUCAAGAGCAUAAAUGAGGACGUUAACUGAAAAAUCACCUGCAAGCUUGGAUAAGAUUUUGUUUUUAUUUCUACACUUAAAAAUGAGUGUGAAAAGUUUACAAACUUGUUCAACCCAUCCAGGACUAAUAAUUGCUAGUAAAAUAAAAAUUGAUAAUAUCCGCUUGGCCACAACUUGGUAACAGGAAACAAUUGAGGGGAAAAUACAAAAAUAAAUGGAAUGUUUAAUUUUGCCUUCAUCAAAUACUGGAAAGUUAACAAUACCACAAAUUUCCAUAUAAUUGGAUUGGAUUUUGGGGGGGGAUUUUGUUAAAUAAAUCCAUUAGUAGCUCUUAGAUAGUGAUGGUAGUGGGUAAACAUGAUCAUGUAUUUUUAAAUAUAAUUUAAUAAAGAAUUUCAGUUUUUUUAAAA